GAGCAUGCUACCUGAACAAACUCAGUGGCACUUUCGUAGUUAGGUUAGGAUUAGUGUAUAUGUGAUUCUUUUUGUUUCGUAUUACGCAAGAAUUGGUUAGAAAGUGAUUAUCUUGCGAUUGAUGAAAAGCAGAGAAUCCUGCAGUUGAGAUUUAAUUCUUUAGCGAAUGUGUAUUAAAUCUAAACAUGAUACAAUAUUACGAAAAUCAUAAGACAUGAAAAUGAGCGAAAGAUAUUGUUGCGCCCAUAUCGCUUAAAUGUAAUAAAAAUGACGUAUCCCGGAUUAGUAUUACUUGUCGGAGUCGGAGUUGGAAUAGCGACUUUUCUGUAUUACGUAUUCACCGAAAAUAAUCGCACAGAUGGACAGUCAUUAUCGUAUUCGAGGGGUAGCAGAAGGCCAUCAGAAGAUCACUAUGAAGACCGUUCUUGGUCAACAUCGCAUGCAACUGAGAAUGUGUUAUUAAAUAGAAGAAAUUCAUUGAACUCUUCAAAAAGUAAAGAAAGAAGAGAACACGUGACAAAUAAAGACGAUAUAAACAAUUGUUCAAUUUGUCAAUACGCAUUAAUUGAUUCGGAUGUAGUACAACUGCGUCCCUGUAGACAUAAUUUUCACAAGGAUUGCGUUAACGAAUUGACAAAAUAUAAUCCUGGGGCCCUUUGCCCUAAUUGCAGAAGAAAAUUUAGACCCGCGAUAUAAAUACAUCUAUACAUAUAUGUAAAUACAUAUAUGUAAAUACAUACAUAUAAUACUCUUUUCAUCAUUUUGUACAGUUAUUUACAUAUAUUAGUAAUUAUAUAUAAUUUUUUUUCAAUUUUAUAGUUGAAAUGUUUGCAAUAUGGUUAUAGAAAUAUACGAAAUGCACAAUUUUUUUUAUACCAGACAUCUCAUUGUCAGAAUCAAAAAUAUAUGAUAGAUAUAUGCUUUGCAGAAAAAAAUAAAAUUGCUUAAUUAUGCUUAUAAAGUUAUAUAUUAGGGGAGAAUUACUGAAUAUCACUUAAGUUAUUUUUAAUUAUAUUUCUCAUUUGGUACUAAUUUGUAUACAAAUAAACAUUGGAAAUUAUAGCUUGA
Molecule: messenger RNA, 1068 nt
Organism: Monomorium pharaonis (pharaoh ant)
Lineage: Eukaryota; Metazoa; Arthropoda; Insecta; Hymenoptera; Formicidae
Product: E3 ubiquitin-protein ligase RNF13
Exons: 3
Coding region: 268-696 (142 amino acids)
Source: RefSeq, a predicted model, not a curated record